ACGGGCCCAUGUACAAAAAUGGAUGGGUCAUAUGAACCACCAGAUGACGUAUAUAGGACGAUAUAAGAGCAUAAAAUAAUACGAUUCAGCACUAUGCCGUCACUUGUAAGCUGUCCAACUGAGUGCUGGUGAGAAUUCAAAAGUGCAGAUCCACUACUCAUGGAACAAACUUUCAAUGUUCUGCAAGAAUAUGUAUGCGUUUUAUACAAUGUAAAAGCAAGAAAAACUGUCAACGAAGCAAGGUGUAUCAUAUUCGAUAGGAUUUAUACACCGAAAAGCUGUAAUGAAGCUUUCAAAAAGAAAGCUAUGAAAUUGGAAGCAACGUCGUUUCCCCCUUGUUUCAGGGAGUUAAAACAACAUAUGAAGAGAAGUACCUACAUAGCACAGAUUUGGUGUAAUGCCUACAAACAAAUACCGUCGACCUUGUUACCAAUAAGAUAUGGAUGGAUGUUCAAUGACGGUCGGUACGAUUUCGACUGGUUCCACGGCGAGGAAUGCCCCCAAAAAGUCAGUGACAUAACGGAACCGGAUGAGGAAUCAGGCGAAGAAAUUGAUGACGUCAUAGAAAAUGAUAGAGAAGAUAAUUCGGACGUCGAUGAAGACGUUGACUCCGAUAACAACUCAGCGGCUGAUUCCGAUACUGAUUAAUUUAAAUAAAAACCUUAUUUUGUAUUAUCAUCUUUAAAUAUAUCGAAUUUAUCUA
Maniola jurtina (meadow brown) is the source of this 703-nucleotide messenger RNA. RefSeq lists its product as uncharacterized. The record is from RefSeq and is a predicted model, not a curated record. Lineage: Eukaryota; Metazoa; Arthropoda; Insecta; Lepidoptera; Nymphalidae. The coding region runs from base 160 to 648 and encodes 162 amino acids. The transcript has 3 exons.